AUGGAAAGAGAUGGAGAGAGAGUGGAGGAAGCUAAAGCUAGACUUAUUACCGAACUCCAGCUUCUAAGCACCAUCACCUCCAAAAUAAAAGCUUUUGGUCUCUUUGAGAUUAAAACCACUAACUCUGCUUCUUGGAACUCUAUUCUAUCUCUCAGACCGCUAGCACAGAGCUUCAUCUUCUGUAAUGUCAACAAUGGAGAAAACAGCUGGUUCUGGUACGAUAGAUGGACACCUUUUGAUCAACUCAUCAAUUUUCUUGGACCGAAUGGACCGAGGGACCUGAGAAUACCGACCUCAGCUCAUGUCAAAGAUGCAUGCUCAGCUUCUGGUUGGCUUUUAUCCCAACCCCGUUCAGAUAACGCCUUAAAGUUGCACAUUCAUCUGACUACCAUCACCAACCCGAGACAUCUCAACGAGCAGGAUUCAUAUCAUUGGUGCGUUGAUGGUAGAGACAUCAUGGGAUUCUCUUCUUCAAAGACUUGGGAGGCAUUAAGGCCGCGAGCUACUCCAAAGGACUGGUUUAAGGAAAUCUGGUUCUCCGGCGCUAUCCCGCGACAAGCUUUCAUGAUGUGGCUUGCAAACUACAACAGGUUACCGACAAAGGUGAGGAUGUCUUCCUGGGGUCUCAAUGUACAAACAGCUUGUUGCUUCUGCAACAACAAUGAGGAGUCUCGAGACCACCUCUUCCUCUCCUGUCCAUAUACGAUUUCACUUUGGAGGCUGAUCUUCGCGCGUCUUGACCGAAACCGAGCUCCCUUUAUCUCAUGGACUGAGCUCCUGUCGUGGGUCAGAGUUUCAACUUCUGCAGCGCCUAACAUCCUCAAGAAACUGGUCACUCAAUCACUCAUCUACAACACUUGGAGACAGCGCAACUCAGCCAACCACCACAACGGAUUCGCCCCUCCGCAGACGACGUUCAGCACCAUCGACAGGGACAUCCGCAAUGUUAUCAGUGCGAGAAGACAUAGGAAAAAGUUCAGUUCUCUUAUCCAGCUUUGGAUCCAAUGA
This is a messenger RNA of Brassica oleracea var. oleracea, 1008 nucleotides long. RefSeq lists its product as uncharacterized. Bases 1 to 1008 code for a protein of 335 amino acids. Lineage: Eukaryota; Viridiplantae; Streptophyta; Magnoliopsida; Brassicales; Brassicaceae. The transcript is spliced from 2 exons. Gene Ontology annotation, molecular function: calcium ion binding. The record is from RefSeq and is a predicted model, not a curated record.